UUGCGGAGGCAAAUAGCAAGCAUUGAAGAGAACUCAUGGAGUGUCUAGCAGUGGGCCACUUCUCUCCUGCAAUCACAACCGUCAAAGCCUCCCUUCCCAACAACAACAACAACAACAGUCCUCGGACCCCAUCUCGUAAUCGUACGCCUGGGAUGCGCAGGAUAAACGGUGGCCCAUCACCAGCAAAACCAAAGCAGCAACCGUCCAUCUUGGAGGUAGAAAGGGCCAUAGGCGCUGGCAUCUUCCGCGAUCAAGAUGACCCCAGGUCUGAUGGAGGCUCUACUUUCUUCGAUCUGCUUUCAACGACCAUUGGACAGCCUGAAGGAUCAGCUGAAAGGAAGCUCCGAGAAGCUGGCGAGUGGAUUGUAGAACGGACUGAAAACGGAUCUCGUUCUGGUCAGGAAAUUCUGAUGGUAGUAUGCUUGAAGAUCCUGCCAUUGUGGGUGUUCUUCCUCUUGGUUGCAUCUGGGGUUGUACAAUUACCAUUCAACAUCCCAUUUCUUGAUGACUUUCUUGAGUAAAAUGAUCUCCAAGUUGGUGGGCCCAUCCAAAAUUUCCAAUCUCAAACGUCCAUACUUGCAUACAUAAGGAGAAAAAAAAAAAAAAAAAAAAAAACAGGGCCUUUGAUCAUCGCCAGGAUGAAGAUGUCCAGAGAUCUCUGACCCUAAAUGAUCAAAUGUGAUUACUCAUCUCCACCUUACAUUAUGUGGUUAUUCAUGUAAUGUUUUGUUAUACAGUUAAUCUUACGUAAGGUUGUUGGGAUGGUUAA
This is a messenger RNA of Magnolia sinica, 769 nucleotides long. RefSeq names its product probable NAD(P)H dehydrogenase subunit CRR3, chloroplastic. Gene Ontology annotation, cellular component: NAD(P)H dehydrogenase complex (plastoquinone); chloroplast thylakoid membrane. The transcript has 3 exons. Bases 36 to 521 code for a protein of 161 amino acids. Lineage: Eukaryota; Viridiplantae; Streptophyta; Magnoliopsida; Magnoliales; Magnoliaceae. The record is from RefSeq and is a predicted model, not a curated record. Gene Ontology annotation, biological process: photosynthetic electron transport in photosystem I.